Molecule: messenger RNA, 1743 nt
Organism: Tetranychus urticae (two-spotted spider mite)
Lineage: Eukaryota; Metazoa; Arthropoda; Arachnida; Trombidiformes; Tetranychidae
Gene: Art1
Product: arginine methyltransferase 1
Biological process (GO): peptidyl-arginine methylation, to asymmetrical-dimethyl arginine; chromatin remodeling
Cellular component (GO): nucleus
Molecular function (GO): protein-arginine omega-N asymmetric methyltransferase activity; protein-arginine omega-N monomethyltransferase activity; histone methyltransferase activity
Source: RefSeq, a predicted model, not a curated record
CAUUGUUAAGUACUUUUUCAAUUAUUAUAAGAUCCCUAAAGCAAAAGAACAUGCUUGAAGUGGUGAUUGUUAAUAAUCUCUUUUACUUAACCAUUUGCUUAGUAUAGUCAUCUUUGGACUUGUUAAAUAACGUAACCAUGGAUUCAACUCAAACGGAUAAUGCCAAUUAUGCCAAUGGUAAUGGUGAGGCUAGUGCAGAGAAUCACUGUGAUCCUGAAGGGAAUAUCAAUGAAAACAGUGAACAGCCAGUAUGUAAAGAGCCCGAUGAAAUGACCAGUAAGGACUACUAUUUCGACAGCUAUGCUCACUUUGGUAUACACGAAGAAAUGCUGAAAGAUGAGGUUCGAACGGUCACUUAUAAAAAUUCAAUGCUCCACAACAAACACCUUUUUAAAGGUAAAACUGUCCUCGAUAUUGGAUGUGGAACUGGUAUAUUGUCUAUGUUUGCUGCCAAAGCUGGUGCUGCUCGAGUCAUUGGUAUCGAAUGCUCUGGAAUCGUUAACCUAGCUGAACGUGUGAUAAAAGAUAAUGGAUUUGCUGAUCGUAUUACCAUUGUUAAGGGAAAAGUAGAAGAAGUUGAACUCCCAGAUGGCAUUGAAAAAGUUGAUAUUAUUAUUUCAGAAUGGAUGGGGUAUUGUCUUUUUUAUGAAUCUAUGCUUGAUACUGUUAUUUAUGCUCGAGACAAAUGGCUGAAAAGUGAUGGCCUAAUGUUUCCAGAUCGAGCAACUCUUUACAUAACAGCCAUAGAGGACAGACAAUAUAAAGAGGAUAAAAUUAAUUGGUGGGAAGAUGUCUAUGGAUUUAACAUGAGCUGUAUAAGAGAAGUUGCUCUUAAAGAACCAUUAGUUGAUGUUGUUGACCCGAAGCAAGUUGUGACUAGCUAUUGUCUUCUCAAAGAAGUUGAUCUCUACACUGUUAAACCUGAAGAUUUAAGCUUUAUGACACCAUUUACUCUUGUAAUGAAAAGAGAUGAUUAUAUACAAGCCUUUGUAACUUUUUUCUCAGUCCAAUUCACUAAAUGCCACAAGCCAACUGGUUUUUCGACUUCACCGGAUGCAGCAUAUACUCAUUGGAAACAAACUGUUUUUUACAUCGAUCAAUCUCUUACUUGCAAGAAAAAUGAACAGAUUCAUGGAACUUUCUCCAUGAAACCAAAUAAAAAUAACAAGAGGGAUCUAGAUUUCGAGAUAUUAGUAGACUUCCAUGGACAACUUAGUGUAAUUGAUGAACAAUUAUACACCUACAAGAUGCGAUAAUCAAUCUUCAGUCGCUAGUAAAUUGAAUCACUUUUUCAAUUCGGGAUAACAGAGAGCCUUGAUACCUUGUUUUGUCUUUAUUUUCUUGUGUUUAUUCCUUGUUCUCUUCAAAAUCCAUUCUAAUUAAUUCACAAAAUCGCCACUCACUAAACCCAUCCAAAGCUCUUCACAUUUUUGCUCAGUAUAUAACAAUUUAUGUUCAAAGCUAUUGUUAACUUAAUGUUUGCUACCGAUAGCUUGGAAAUUAACACCCCGAGGAUUAUAAAAUCAUCUUCCUUCUCAUAGCUCAAAAGAAAUCAAAUGAACUACAAAGUUUCCCGCCAAUGGGUUGUCAUAGAUCAAGAUCUUAUUGAUUAAUUUUCCGCUUCCUGACGCACUCGAUUUCCUUUUCUCUCAGUCCCUUUCUUCCAUCUUUGUGUCCUUCCUUUCUCACUGAUGUAAUUUCAUCUAAUUAAACUGAGUAUAAAAAAAUUGUUUGAUCAUAUAA